Messenger RNA from Morus notabilis, 1774 nucleotides. RefSeq lists its product as uncharacterized. The transcript is spliced from 9 exons. The record is from RefSeq and is a predicted model, not a curated record. The coding region runs from base 1 to 1710 and encodes 569 amino acids. Lineage: Eukaryota; Viridiplantae; Streptophyta; Magnoliopsida; Rosales; Moraceae.
AUGGAUUUACCACAUAAUCUGAGAGGUUGUUUGAAGGUCGUUUAUCUGAUACUCGCAUUCUGUUCUGCUCUUUUUCUGGGUGCUCUAAAAGGUUUUCUUGUGGGUCCUAUUGCCUGUUUGAUACUAAUAAUAGGGAAUAUUGGAGUGAUUCUUGGUUUGCUUCCUGCACAUCUUGUGUGGACAUUUUGUACCCUUGUAAAGAUUAAAAUUCUUGAUGCACCAUUCAAAGUUGCAAUCUUGUUGGCUUUGCCUGUCUUGUUUGGCAUUUGGUUGGGCUUCAGCAUAGCUGGAAGUGUUCUUGUGGGAGUUGGGUAUGGUUUCUUAACACCAUGGGUUUCUACUUUUGAGGCGUUCAGACAUGAAAAGGAAACAAAGAAGUUGCUGCACAGUGUUGUGGAUGGCACUUGGGGCACUAUUAAAGGAAGUUGUACAGUUGUUAGAGAUUUUGCAGACUUGUGUCAUCAUUCCUACCCAGUCUACUUGAAGGAAUUGCGUGAAUCCCCUGAUUCAAAUGAAGUUCAAACUCUUAGGUUAAUUCAUGUGCCUGCUUGUAUCAUAGUUGGUUUGAUGGGGCUGAUUGUGGAGAUUCCAUUGUACACUACAAUUGCUAUUGUGAAAAGUCCCUACAUGUUGUUCAAAGGGUGGUUUCGUCUUGUACAUGAUCUGAUUAGCCGGGAAGGGCCCUUUCUUGAAACAGCUUGUAUCCCUAUUGCUGGUUUGACAAUCUUGAUGUGGCCUAUUGUUGUUAUUGGAAGCGUUUUAUUGGCUGUUUUCUCUAGCUUUUUUGUUGGACUGUAUGCAUCGGCUAUUGUAUAUCAGGAAAGAUCUUUCAGAAGAGGCGUAUCUUAUGUGAUUGCAAUGGUUGCUGAAUUCGAUGAAUACACCAAUGAUUGGCUCUAUCUCUGCGAGGGGACCAUUUUUCCAAAGCCCCAAUAUCGGAACAAAAGAGUAACAACAAGAUUGCCUGAGUCUUCUUUUCGAGGGAUUCGUGUGGCUGGAGUCAAACCCCGUUCAGAUUCUACUGAAGCGCCUGCAAUGCUCAUGCCAAGUUUAGCUCAUUCAAGAUCAGUUAAAGAGACUAUACAAGAAGUGAAAAUGGUGCAGAUCUGGGGAAACAUGAUGAGAUCCUGUGAAAUUAGGGGUAAGGAAUUAUUGGAUGCUUACUUGAUAACUCCCGCUGAUCUACAUGAAUGGUUGAAAGCAAAGAACAGCAACGAAGCAGCCGCCAUAGUUGGCGUUGGCUUGCCUUGUUUCUCAUUACUGCAGGCUCUGCUCUACUCCAUCAAAGGAAAUUCGAGUGGCAUGUUGCUUCUCGAUGAUGUCGAAAUAACCCAUAUGAAUAGACCAAAGGACAAAUUGUUGGACUGGUUCUUCAAUCCUGUAAUGGUCUUAAAGGAACAGAUUAAGGCCAUAACAUUAGGAGAAAGUGAGGUGCGGUUCUUGGAGAAGGUAGUUCUUUUUGGUAGCAAUACACAACGCAUGGAAGCUUGGGAAAACGGGAGUGUAGUUCCUCAGAAUGCUCUGAGGGCUGCUCAAAUUCAGGCCAUUAGUAGAAGGAUGACUGGAAUGGUGAGAAGUGUAUCAAAGUUCCCGACUUACAGAAGGAUGUUUCGCCAAGUCGUGAAGGAUUUGGUAGCAUAUUCUUCGGAGAAGGAAGCUUCUAAUAGGUCUAGUCCUAUGAGAUCGAUCACAUCCAUUGAUAACGUGUAGGAUGUACCUUAACUCGGUGUCAUCACGUGCUUCAUGUUAAUGCUACUUUGUGAAUAUCUCUAGC